This is a messenger RNA of Siniperca chuatsi (mandarin fish), 5928 nucleotides long. RefSeq names its product discs large MAGUK scaffold protein 1b (gene dlg1b). The record is from RefSeq and is a predicted model, not a curated record. The coding region runs from base 860 to 3943 and encodes 1027 amino acids. Gene Ontology annotation, molecular function: kinase binding. The transcript has 28 exons. Gene Ontology annotation, cellular component: neuron projection; neuromuscular junction; postsynaptic density membrane. Gene Ontology annotation, biological process: neurotransmitter receptor localization to postsynaptic specialization membrane; chemical synaptic transmission. NCBI's taxonomy places the organism in Eukaryota, Metazoa, Chordata, Actinopteri, Centrarchiformes, Sinipercidae.
UGGGGAGGAGGAGGAGGAGGAGGAGGAGGAAGAAGAAGAAGGAGGAAGGAGGGAGAAAAGAGGAGAAGGAGGAAAAAAGAGGAAGUGGAAGAAAAAGAGAGGAGGGAUUUACACUGAGGGAAGUUUGACACGAAUGCACAACGCAGGCUGUGCUGGGAAUAAUACACAAGCGUGCGUGCCAGUGCGGGAUAAAUCAGUCUGGGCUUGGCACGGCUUGAGUUGAGGUGUGCCACCAGGCUGGACUUUGAAGUUCAUUUAUUUAAAAAAAAAAAAUCAGGAAUAACCAUCAAAGCUCCGCAGCGGAUCAUUCCCCUCCACCGCAGCGGCAGCGGCGGUCAGCUCAUGCGUGCAUGCACCGCCUUGGCACUCAGCCUGCACGGAAACUUGAGCGUUUUUUAAACGGAGUUUGGCACACGGCAGGUCCCAGUUGGCGAAAGCUAGAUCUCCACCUUCCGUGUGUCGCCACCGCGGGAAGCCUUGCGCGGUGCACGCCGGGGCAGGGAGCCUCUCUGUCGGGGUACUACAGCACGGAGAGUCGGUAACGGACGGCGCCUCUUUCUGGCUCCCGCUCGCUUUCCGUGAUAUUACUUUUAACCGGGACUCCUGCCCGGGGGUUCGUGUUAGUUAGCCCCCCCCCCCCUCCACCACCGGAGACGUGGAGUUGUUGUUCUCGUCGGACCUGACAGUUAGUUUGGAGGUUUGUUUGGCUCGGAGGGGAACUUGCUGUCGUCGUGGAGGGGUUUUCUCCGGACUUGGAGCGGUGACAGCGGGGUCUAACUGGCAGGAUAAUCGGUAAAAACCCGUCCUGUGUGGGGCUAACACAGAACUAGCUCCGUGCCGAGCCGAGCCGAGCCGAGCCAUGCCAGUCAGAAAGAAAGACGCACAGCGAGCCCUGCUGCUGCUGGAGGAGUACCGGGCCAAGCUGCAGCACGCCGAGGACCGGCAGCUCCGGCACUCCAUCCAGAGGGUCAUCGACAUCUUCCAGAGCAACCUCUUCCAGGCUCUCAUAGAUAUCCAGGAAUUUUACGAAGUGACCUUAUUGGACAGUCAGAGAUGGGUGGAGUCUCCCAAGGUGGCGGACCCCAUGGCGCCCGUCAACCUGUGGGACUUCUCCAGCCUUCAAAGCACAACGGUGGCCUCGGACACUCUGCCCAGCCUUAGCACCAGCAUCGAGCCGCUGUUCAACCCGUCUGGCACUGAAACAGGCUCAAAACAAACCACAGAGACUCUGUGCAGAUCCAGUUUGAGCCAGGACUCCCCCCUCCUAAACGAAAUCCUGCACACGUUGGCGCAGGCCAAACGCUCGCCCGGCCGUGACGGACAAAAAUACAGGCAACACGAUGAGGACUCGUCCCCCCAGGACCAGAGCUCCCCCCAGCUGACAGAGGAGGCAGGGGGGGCCGAGCUGGUCCAGGUAGCAGAGAAGAACCUUUCCCAGAUCGAGAAUGUGCACGGAUACGUCACCCACGCUCACAUCUCCCCCAUGAAGGUAGCAUCUCUGGAGUGCAUCUUUGACGGUUCUUCAGCGUUAGGACAGCACCUCCCGGAGCUCCCCUCCCCUACGCCCUCCACUCUCUAUCCCCACGGCGAGGACAGCCCCCUCCCCUCCUGCUCCUCCAACCCCUACCCCCCAAUCCAGCAGGCCGAGGCCACCCCGCCCUCCUCUCCCAUAAUCCCUGUGAUCCCAGUCUCGCCAAUCGCAUCUGAGACCACCAUCAUCCCUCCGACGUCACAGGCCAAUCCUCCUCCUGUGGUGGUCAACACAGACAGCCUGGACUCGCCUCCAUAUGUGAACGGGACGGAGGCUGAUUAUGAGUACGAGGAGAUCACGCUGGAGAGGGGGAACUCAGGGCUGGGCUUCAGCAUCGCGGGCGGCACAGACAACCCCCACAUCGGUGAAGACCCCAGCAUCUUCAUCACCAAAGUCAUACCUGGAGGAGCCGCAGCCCAGGACGGGCGGCUCAGGGUCAACGAUGUCAUCCUGAGAGUUAACGAGGUGGAUGUCCGGGAUGUGACCCACAGCCGAGCCGUGGAGGCUCUGAAGGAGGCCGGCUCGCUGGUCCGACUCUACGUCCGCAGGAGGAAACCCGUCUCUGAGAAAGUGAUGGAGAUCAAACUGGUGAAGGGACCCAAAGGUCUUGGCUUCAGUAUAGCAGGCGGAGUGGGGAACCAGCACAUCCCGGGCGACAACAGCAUCUAUGUCACCAAGAUCAUUGAAGGAGGAGCUGCACAUAAAGACGGGAGGCUGCAGAUCGGAGACAAACUGCUGGCUGUGAACAGCGCUUGCCUGGAGGAGGUGAGCCACGAACACGCCGUCACUGCCUUGAAAAACACUCCUGACGUGGUCUACUUGAAAGUGGCUAAACCCAACAGUGUCUUCAUGAACGACAGCUACGCCCCGCCCGACCUCACCAACUCGUACUCCCAGCACAUGGAGAACCAUAUCAGCCCCCCCAACUUCCUGGGUCAGCCCCUGCCGCCGCCAGCAUCCUCGGGACGCUACUCCCCGACCCCGAAGAGCAUGCUGGGAGAAGACGAUGUCGGCCGGGAGCCCAGGAAGGUGGUGCUGCACAGAGGAGCGACAGGACUGGGCUUCAACAUCGUGGGCGGGGAGGACGGAGAGGGCAUCUUCAUCUCCUUCAUCCUCGCUGGAGGACCAGCUGACCUCUGUGGAGAGCUGAGGAAAGGAGACAGACUCGUCUCUGUGAACGGGGUGGACCUCCGUAACGCCACCCACGAACAGGCUGCCGCCGCCCUGAAGAACGCCGGGCAGACGGUGACCAUCAUCGCCCACUACAGACCAGAGGAGUACAGUCGGUUUGAGGCGAAGAUCCACGACCUGAGGGAGCAGAUGAUGAACAGCAGCAUCAGUUCUGGAUCUGGAUCUUUGCGGACGAGUCAGAAGAGGUCGCUAUACGUCAGAGCUCUGUUUGACUACGAUAAGACCAGAGACUCCGGUCUGCCCAGUCAGGGACUCAACUUUAAGUUCGGAGACAUCCUUCAUGUGGUGAACGCCUCCGACGACGAGUGGUGGCAGGCCAGACAGCUGACGUCACAGGGGGAGGCGGAGGAGGUGGGGGUGAUCCCCAGCAAAAGACGGGUUGAGAAGAAGGAGAGAGCGAGAUUAAAGACGGUGAAGUUCAACGCAAAGUCUCGAGACAGAGGGCAGUCUCUCAAUGACAAGCGUAAAAAGAACCUCUUUUCCCGAAAGUUUCCGUUCUACAAGAGCAAAGAGGCGAGCGAGCAGGAGACCAGCGAUGUCGACCAACAUGUGACCUCUAACGCCAGCGAUAGUGAAAGUAGCUACCGUGGGCAGGAGGAGUACGUGCUGUCGUAUGAACCCGUCAGUCAGCAGGAAGUGAACUACACCCGUCCCGUCAUCAUCCUCGGCCCCAUGAAGGACCGGAUCAACGACGACCUGAUCUCCGAGUUCCCCGACAAAUUCGGAUCCUGCGUCCCACAUACGACCCGGCCGAAGCGGGACUACGAGGUGGACGGCAGAGAUUAUCACUUUGUGGUGUCCAGAGAGCAGAUGGAGAAGGACAUCCAGGACCACAGGUUCAUCGAGGCGGGACAGUACAACAACCACCUGUAUGGAACCAGCGUACAGUCGGUCCGAGAGGUGGCUGAGAAGGGUAAACACUGUAUCCUGGACGUGUCGGGGAACGCCAUCAAGAGACUGCAGCUGGCUCAGCUUCACCCCAUCGCCAUCUUCAUCAAACCCAAAUCUGUGGAGAACAUCAUGGAGAUGAACAAGCGUCUGACGGAGGAGCAGGGCAGGAAAACCUUCGACAGAGCCACCAAGCUGGAGCAGGAGUUCACGGAGCAUUUCACAGCCAUCGUUCAGGGCGACACUCUGGAGGAGAUCUACGAUCAGGUGAAGCAGAUCAUCGAGGAGCAGUCGGGUCCGUUCAUCUGGGUUCAGUCCAAGGAGAAGUUAUGAGGAUCAAAACACUGUCUGCUCCAUUGCUCCUCUUUAGAUUCACUUUGUUUUAUUUUGAAAAGAAAAGUCGACCUGCAGGCGGCAGCCUCACCCCCUCCUCACCCCGAUCAACGUCACGACACGCCGGCUGACCAGAGUGAUGGUUUGUUUGUUUUGUUUUAGCCUGAUAAGACUAUUGUUGGGUUUCCUGACCAGCAGAGUAAAGCACACAGGAAGUAUGAUGACAUCACACUCAACACGGUACAGCUCCUUAAUGUUUAAGGGAGGAGAACUAAAGAGGAGGAGGAGAAGAAGAAGACGUGUCCAUGAAAGUGGCGAGAAGAAACGUACGAAGCAGAUUUUAUCUUUAGUUUUUUUGUUUGUUUGUGGGUUUUUCUCCUUUUUUUUUUUUUUUGUCUUGUAAGGUGAGCGUCGACGGACGGACGGAGUUUCAGUCUCAGGCAGCGUCUUUCGGUCCGGAGGAAGGCGGAGACACAAAAAGCAAAACUUUGCACGUUUGAGCUUUAACAGCAUGUCAUUUAAUACCCCGUUUAUUUCCCAUCAGCCCCUUCACCUCAGCGUCUGACGUCACAGCUUUUCCUCUUCUGUUUUGCUCAUUUCAUCACUUCUCGUGUUUGUUUUUUUUACACUUGAGUCGAUUCACGUUUAGUAAAAAUGUUUUGCUCCUCGCUGCUGCAGGAUGUUUGUCAGGACUCUGCAGGGUUCCUGCUCUGCUGCUAGGGGGCGCCGUGGAGCUUCAUACGGACGUCUGUGUGUCUUUAAAGAUUACAUUUCAUUCAACACGAUCAGCUUGUUUUCUCUUAAUGAAUUAUGAUUUUAUUGCUGAACAUUUAGCAUUUUAGACAUUUAGCUUGACCCCCGUUUGAUGAGGUCAAAGGUCACAGCAUUAAUUAUUCCACUUACACUGCAAAAACAUCUCGAUCUCCUCAAGUCAUUCUGUCUAUCAACGAGUGAUUUCCACGAACAAGAAGGGAGAAUAUUUCAGCCCGUUCGUGACUCGUAUCAAGACUUUUACAAAUCAGAGUCUGUAUCUCGAAACGAGAAAGAGUUCAGCGCUAGUCACGAGGAAAAACGUGAUUUUUAGAAAAUACUUAAAACAAGUGUAAUCGCAUUUUUCAGAAGGACACUGCAUUCACCAAAGAAAGAAACAAUACUGGAGACAUUUACCUCGUAAUUAUUGCUUAAUAAGAGCCCUCUCAUAAUCCCGAGAAAACAUUUAUAGUUACGAGAAACCUAUCCUAAUUACAAGAAAAUUCAGUUACCAGAAUAUGGUCUUUACAAGAACAUUGAGGUUGUUUUCUUGAAAUGGUCGAUUAAACAGAUAAAAGUAUAUGAAUAAACAAAGAAUUUCAAGAAAACUCUGCUAUAAUUAAGAGAAAACUACUUAAUAAUUAGGAGAAAGUCUUCACAGGAAAAUGAUCUUCUAAUCACAAGAAAACUUCUUGAAUUCUGAGAAAAUUAUUUCAGAGUUAGAAGUAUUUCAUAAUUACGAAAAAACGUAAUAUCACUUAAUAUGGGAAAAUGCAUAAUUACGGAAACUGAUCAAGAUUUGAUCUAAUUAUGAAAUAUCGUGUCGGGUUUUUUUGUUUUGUUUUUCUUGAAAUAGAUUCAGAUUUUGUGUCUUUUUUAAAGACGGGACGACCGGAUGAGACGAGAUGUUUUACACAUCAGCUGAUUUUAAACUUUUAAAUACACUUUUACUGAACAGAUUUUAUUCUCAUCGGUGUGUUUGGGGUCACGCGGUUCGGAGCGGCGCCCUCUACGCCGCGAGUCCGAACCCCGUCAGACGUCCGUCAGUGUCUUACCAUGAAAACGAUGUCGACCGUGUGAUGUGAGUCGUGAACCUGCAGACGAGCUGCCGCCUCCAGGUGUCCGCAGGUGUGUCCCAAACACGCAGACGAUUAUUGUACAAUGAGAUUUUGACAGAUAUUUAACCCUCGGUAAACUGCCUAUUUUGUUAUAAUAAAAGUCUAUAUUGAACUUUA